This is a messenger RNA of Ambispora gerdemannii, 624 nucleotides long. Lineage: Eukaryota; Fungi; Glomeromycota; Glomeromycetes; Archaeosporales; Ambisporaceae. The record is from the annotation of a GenBank genome assembly.
AUGACGAGUAAUACUAAUAAUAAAACUGAUCCAAGUGAAAAAUUUCUUCAAUUAUACGAGGUGUUUUUAUAUAAGAAGAAGGAUAUAAUAGCAAUUCAAGAAAAACUUGGUAUUAAUAGUAAUAUAUUAAAGCAAAUAGAACACGAGCCUGAUGGAAAAACACUUGCUGAUUCAUAUGAAUUGUUGUUAAAAUUGGUGGGAAAUUUAAUACCUAUACAGGGAAAACUUGAUAUAGAUAUCAAUUCCGUUUUAGAAGCAGAACUUAGAAGAGAUAAAGCCUCUUCAGAUAAACCAAUUAGAUUAUUUGAUUUGCUUUUGUGCUUAGAAGAUGAUAUAGCGACAAUUCAGGAAGAACUUGGUAUUGUCGGUUAUACUAAUAAAGAAAUAGCAGAAGAAGCCGAUAAAAAUGCGAGAGUGUAUCUCCAAAGAUUUGAGAAAUUUCACGGUCCCUUAGAAGAUGAUCUAGGUGUAUUAAUAAAAAAAUUCGCUGAUAUAGGGGUAAAAAAAUUUUGGUUUACUGGUGAGGGAUUACCAUUAUUUCCAAAUGUCUCUCCUCAACAAUUGCAUGAAAUUUUUGUCAAAAAAUUGACUAGUGCCAAUCAGUGCCCAUGUCUAGAAUCAAAA